This is a messenger RNA of Coniosporium apollinis CBS 100218, 873 nucleotides long. Its product is annotated as sulfonate biosynthesis enzyme. The record is from RefSeq and is a predicted model, not a curated record. Lineage: Eukaryota; Fungi; Ascomycota; Dothideomycetes. The coding region runs from base 1 to 873 and encodes 290 amino acids. The transcript is spliced from 2 exons.
AUGCCCGCCUCUCAAGUCCCCAACAUUCUCCUCGAGGACCCAGAUAACGGCUUCGGCUUCAUCCGGCACAACCCGCUCCCCCCGAAGCCGCGCAAAACCGGCGUGACCGAGAUCCGCGGACCCUACUACUCAGUAAUGGGAAAGCGGUACCUGUCCGACGUGCUCGAGACGAUGGGACCGCACGUCGACGGGCUGAAGUUCGCCGGGGGCUCCUUCAGUCUGUUCCAGGAAGACCGGCUGCGCGAGCUGAUCGACCUGGCUCAUGAGCACGGCGUCUACGUCUCCACGGGCGGCUGGAUCGAACACGUCCUCACCGGGGCUGGCGGCGAUGUUUCAGGGACGGUGGAUCGCUACCUCCAGAAGUGCAAGGACAUCGGCUUCGACGUCGUGGAGCUCUCGACCGGUUUCCUCUCUUUGCCGGCGCCGGACUGGCUGCGGCUCGUGGAUCGGGUUCACUCUUUCGGGCUGAAAGCGAAGCCCGAGAUUGGGAUACAAUUCGGAGCUGGUGGGGACACGGCAGCGGGGGAUCUGGAGAGCAUGGGGACGAGCGAUCCGAGCAGGGUCAUUAAUCUCGCCAAGCAGUUCGUGGAUGCAGGCGUGGAGAGGAUGAUGAUCGAGAGCGAGGGGAUCACGGAGAACGUGAAGGAAUGGCGGACGGACGUGAUUCAGGCGAUCCUGAAGGAGCUGCCGAUGGACAAGGUCAUGUUUGAGGCGGCGGAGCCGGCGGUGUUCAAUUGGUAUAUCCGCGAGUUCGGCGUCGACGUCAACCUCUUCGUUGAUCACUCGCAGAUAGUGCAGCUGGCUUGCCUCAGGGCUGGCAUAUGGGGCAUGGCCGACACGUUCGGGAAGAUCGCUACGUACCGGCCGACAUAG